This is a messenger RNA of Balearica regulorum gibbericeps (East African grey crowned-crane), 1306 nucleotides long. The record is from RefSeq and is a predicted model, not a curated record. NCBI's taxonomy places the organism in Eukaryota, Metazoa, Chordata, Aves, Gruiformes, Gruidae.
CCCGCGCCGUGCUGGUGGACCUGGAACCCGGCACCAUGGACUCGGUGCGCUCCGGGCCCUUCGGCCAGAUAUUCAGGCCAGACAACUUCGUGUUCGGUCAGAGCGGAGCAGGAAACAACUGGGCAAAGGGCCAUUAUACGGAAGGUGCUGAAUUAGUUGAUUCUGUGUUAGAUGUUGUGAGAAAGGAGGCAGAAAGCUGUGAUUGUCUCCAGGGCUUUCAGCUUACUCACUCCCUUGGUGGUGGCACAGGCUCUGGCAUGGGUACUCUCCUCAUCAGCAAAAUUCGUGAAGAGUACCCAGACCGAAUUAUGAAUACUUUCAGUGUUGUACCCUCCCCUAAAGUAUCAGAUACUGUAGUAGAGCCCUACAAUGCCACGCUCUCGGUGCACCAGCUUGUGGAGAACACAGAUGAAACCUACUGUAUUGAUAACGAAGCCCUCUAUGACAUAUGCUUCAGAACACUGAAGUUGACUACUCCAACGUAUGGUGAUCUGAACCAUUUAGUGUCGGCAACCAUGAGCGGUGUUACCACCUGCCUGCGAUUCCCAGGCCAGCUUAAUGCUGACCUGCGGAAGCUGGCAGUCAACAUGGUUCCUUUCCCCCGUUUGCACUUUUUCAUGCCUGGUUUUGCCCCGCUCACGAGCCGUGGGAGCCAGCAGUAUCGUGCUUUAACCGUGCCAGAGCUAACACAGCAGAUGUUUGAUGCAAAGAACAUGAUGGCUGCGUGUGACCCACGUCACGGCCGCUAUCUGACCGUAGCUGCUGUUUUUAGAGGCCGUAUGUCAAUGAAGGAGGUCGAUGAGCAAAUGCUGAACGUUCAGAACAAAAAUAGCAGCUAUUUUGUUGAAUGGAUUCCUAAUAACGUUAAAACAGCGGUCUGUGACAUUCCACCUCGUGGCCUGAAAAUGUCUGCCACCUUCAUUGGUAACAGCACAGCCAUCCAGGAGCUGUUCAAACGCAUUUCUGAGCAGUUCACUGCCAUGUUCCGCCGAAAGGCUUUCCUGCACUGGUACACUGGCGAGGGCAUGGACGAGAUGGAGUUCACAGAGGCUGAGAGCAACAUGAACGACCUGGUGUCUGAGUAUCAGCAGUACCAGGAUGCCACAGCUGAGGAGGAGGGGGAGUUUGAGGAGGAGGCUGAGGAAGAAGCAGAGUAAAAGCUAUGCAGAUGACCACCUGUAAAUUUUGUUUAAAGCUGUAUGAACUCUUUCAUUCAAAACUUCUCUGUCUGUGUUGUGUUCCUCUUCCUGUCUCAAAGUCACUUCAAAUGCUGUACAGGCACCAUUAAAGCAUUUUUCACAGUGCA